GACCAAAAAAAGGCAUACCUACCUAUAUAUAUAAACUUCCAUUUUCCACACCCGCGAUAUUUUCUCUGAGAGGCUGUCUCUGAUAGCCCCACACUCAUAUACAUUGCCGGCGGCGACAGAAUCAAGCGACGUCAUUUUCCGACGGUCGUACGUGAACAGAUAGUAUAAGCCAGAAGAUGAAGAUUUUCGUGAAAACCCUAAAAGGCACGCACUUCGAGAUCGAAGUGAAACCCGAAGACACCGUGGCAGAUGUGAAGAAGACUAUAGAAACAUGUCAGAGUUCAGAUGUCUAUCCUGCUGCUCAGCAGAUGCUUAUUCAUCAGGGGAAAGUUCUUAAAGAUGAGACCACGCUGGAGGAGAAUAAAGUUGCUGAAAAAAGUUUUAUUGUCAUUAUGUUGAGCAAGCCUAUGCUUCAAGAGCUGGGGAAGCAAAAUCCACAAUUAGUGCAGUUGAUUCAAGAGCAUCAGGCUGACUUCCUGCGCCUAAUAAAUGAACCAGUUGAAGGGGAGGGGAACAUAUUAGGGCAGCUUGCUGAAGCAACGCCACAGACUGUGUCAGUCACACCUGAAGAGGGGGAGGCAAUUGACCGUCUUGAAGCAAUGGGUUUUGAACGAGCUUUGGUAUUGGAAGUAUUUUUUGCUUGCAACAAGAAUGAGGAACUCGCAGCAAACUAUUUAUUAGAUCAUAUGCACGAGUUUGAUGAGUGAAGCUGGUUGAGUAUACUGGGUUCUUGUCAUAUUCAAUUACUAGUCGCUUCUUGUUUACUUCUCUUAACGUGCAAUGACUUUUCUUUUCCCUUUUUUUUUUUGGGGACAUUGUUCAUAUCGGCUUUGAUGAACGGUAGAAUUGUUUAAAUAUUUAUUUGCCCCAUCAUAUUGUG
This is a messenger RNA of Olea europaea var. sylvestris, 880 nucleotides long. Its product is annotated as ubiquitin receptor RAD23c-like. The record is from RefSeq and is a predicted model, not a curated record. Lineage: Eukaryota; Viridiplantae; Streptophyta; Magnoliopsida; Lamiales; Oleaceae. Bases 177 to 707 code for a protein of 176 amino acids. The transcript has 5 exons. Gene Ontology annotation, cellular component: cytosol; nucleoplasm. Gene Ontology annotation, molecular function: proteasome binding; ubiquitin binding; polyubiquitin modification-dependent protein binding. Gene Ontology annotation, biological process: proteasome-mediated ubiquitin-dependent protein catabolic process; nucleotide-excision repair.